Molecule: messenger RNA, 1578 nt
Organism: Diaporthe citri
Lineage: Eukaryota; Fungi; Ascomycota; Sordariomycetes; Diaporthales; Diaporthaceae
Exons: 3
Coding region: 1-1578 (525 amino acids)
Biological process (GO): carbohydrate metabolic process
Molecular function (GO): hydrolase activity, hydrolyzing O-glycosyl compounds
Source: RefSeq, a predicted model, not a curated record
AUGAAGUUGCCCAUCCUCGUCUCCCUCCUGAGUGCAGCAGCGGCCGCGGCCGCGGACACGCUCACGGCACUUGGCCACUCUCCUGGUCUCAACUUGACCACCGCUGAGGCUGGUAACCCACUGUUCGACGGUUGGUUCGCUGAUCCGGAGAUCCGUGUGUACGGCGAUGUCUUUUGGAUAUUCGCAACCACGUCCGUCUUGUUUAAGAACCAGGAGCAUUUUGAUGCAUGGUCCUCGACUGAUUUGGUUCAAUGGACUAAGCAUCCUAAUAUCCUGACAGAUGGUACUAUCCCAUGGAUCAAGCACACUAUGUGGGCGCCUGCAUCGGCCAAGGGGAGGGAUGGGAAAUACUAUCUCUACUUCAGCAGCCAUAACGGCGUACGAUCGAAGAAGCAGCCAAACGCUGGAUUGGCCGUCGCCGUAGCCGACAAGCCGGAAGGGCCGUAUAGAGAUGCUCUUAAUGGCACGCGGUUGCUCGAUCAUGCAAUUCAUGGCGGUAACCCCAUGGACCCUGACGUCUUCACUGAUGAUGACGGAAAGAGGUACCUAUACUUUGGUGGGACGAAGGGUAACGUUGGAAUUCUGAACGACGACAUGAUCAGCUUCCAACCGAUCAACACCUCCAAGUCCGCAAGGGGAACAGACGCUGAGUACUUCAAGAGCAUUACACCGCGGCCCAGCAAAUUCGAAGAAGGCAUGAAAGUUUUCAAGCGCAACGGCACAUACUACAUGAUGUGGUCAGAAAACACAUAUGGCAGCCCUAACUACCGGGUGGCCUACGGCACGUCAGACUCGCCCCUGGGGCCCUUCUCGCCGAAAGGCGUCAUCCUGAAACAGGACCCAGCUAUAGCGGUGGCGACGGGCCACAACAGCGUGCUCAACAUACCCGGGACGGACAUCUGGUACAUCGUCUACCACCGGCGCCCGCUCCACGAGAGCAACGGGGACAACCGCGUGGUGGCCCUGGACCGCAUGUACUUUGACGCCGACGGCGACAUCGAGCCCGUCGAGCUGUUGGUCAAGGACAACUUCGGCGACGGGCAGCUCUCGCCGCACCUGUGGCAGAGGAGGAGCGGCGACUGGACAAUUGUCACCAAGGACGGCGAUGACGAGCAGCAGCAGCUCCUCCGUGGCUCGGCCGCGCAAGCUCUCGCCCUCAUAGACUCGCACUUCGCGGAUCUUGUGUAUGACGCCGAUAUCACGCUCGAGGACAGCGGAAGCGAGGCCGGGGUCACGUUCCGCACCGCGCCGUCGAGGAACCGCAAGCGGCCAGAGGCGUUCAACGGGUACGCCGUCUGGCUCAGUGCCGGGGCCGGCGAGGUCUUCCUCGGACACCAGAAGGGGAAGCGCAGGGUGGGGAUGACUGUCCUCAAUAGCAGCUCGGAUGUGCACGUCGAAGGCGGGAGGAAGUAUCACCUUCGGGUUGAGUUCAAGGGCACUACGGCCUCGGUGUAUGUGAACGAUAUGGCGGCCCCCGUUAUGACGGUCACGAAUGGAGCGGAUACCUCGGGGCAGAAUGGCUUGUGGGUGAAGAAUGGGAGUGCGCUGUUCGAUAAUGUUUCUAUCAGGCAUCCUUGA